Molecule: messenger RNA, 255 nt
Organism: Batrachochytrium dendrobatidis JAM81
Lineage: Eukaryota; Fungi; Chytridiomycota; Chytridiomycetes; Rhizophydiales
Exons: 3
Coding region: 1-255 (84 amino acids)
Biological process (GO): proton motive force-driven ATP synthesis
Molecular function (GO): proton-transporting ATP synthase activity, rotational mechanism
Source: RefSeq, a predicted model, not a curated record
AUGUCUGCUGCUUCUUACCCAAGGCUGUUUGGCAUGAAGGUCUACAAGACCAGCUUCCUUAAGCUGUAUCUUCCUUUCAUACUAUCUGGAUCAACCGUAUACUUUGGUGUUGCUUCUAUCCACACUGCUCUGACCAAUGCUCCCGAUGACAAAUGGGUCAAUAUUGUCAACAUCGUCGAGGCUGCUACCAAGAACCAGGUUCUCAAAAACGAAGCUACCGACUACCUCAAGUCUCUCGAGUCUGCAAAGAAUUGA